Molecule: messenger RNA, 991 nt
Organism: Gambusia affinis (western mosquitofish)
Lineage: Eukaryota; Metazoa; Chordata; Actinopteri; Cyprinodontiformes; Poeciliidae
Exons: 4
Coding region: 16-957 (313 amino acids)
Source: RefSeq, a predicted model, not a curated record
AAUUUGAUCCUGCAUAUGUUCACGCCUGGAGGGAGUGGUCCCAGCAUGAAUUCUACAGUGUCAAAGAUUACAAAACCAAGGAAACACGUAGAAGAUCCAUUUUUGAACAACAGACUUAAAAGACAGAAUGGAAUAACAAUGAAUGAGCAAAGGAACCCAAAUUCUGAAGACUGGUUGGAGGACCUUAAGAAGAUCAGAAAUAUGACAUAUGAAGAAUUCAAUGGACGCCUAUGUAUCUUUGAGGACAUAUGUCGAAAUCUACACAUUGAAGUAAGGGUGACCAGAAUGUCUAGAUCUCAGUAUGGUGAAUUCCUGGUCUUUUUGUCUGAGCACAUCCAGACGCUGGAAGGGGUUUCUGAACGCUACCUUCCUCUUGCAUAUCUGCUUCGUACUGCAUAUCAGCGUCCUCGUGCAUAUCAGCUUCCUCCUGCAUAUCAGGAAGCCGAGACAUCGGAUAACAAUGCCAUCAACUGUCUUGGAAAAUGGCUUCUCAAUACAUUUCUGACAAUGUACCAGAACGGCUCUCUGCGACAGAAUAGAAUAACAAUGAAUGAGCAAAGGAACCCAAAUUCUGAAGACAGGUUGAAGGACCUUAAGAAGAUCAGAAAUAUGACAUAUGAAGAAUUCAAUGGACGCCUAUGUAUCUUUGAGGACAUAUGUCGAAAUCUACACAUUGAAGUAAGGGUGACCAGAAUGUCUAGAUCUGAGUAUGGUGAAUUCCUGGUCUUUUUGUCUGAGCACAUCCAGAAGCUGGAAGAGGUUUUUGAACGCUCCCUUCCUCUUGCAUAUCUGCUUCGUACUGCAUAUCAGCGUCCUCGUGCAUAUCAGCGUCCUCGUGCAUAUCAGGAAGCCGAGACAUCGGAUAACAAUGCCAUCAACUGUCUAGGAAAAUGGCUUCUCAAUACAUUUCUGACAAUGUACCAGAACGGCUCUCUGCGGUACUGGCUCGAUGGCUAGUAUUUCAAAAAUAAACAAGUGUCAUGAAAAGCUA